AUGCUUUUGUUUCAAUUAAUUUUCGCAGCCACUGCCCUCUCUUCAGCCGUAAAUUGGAAGAGAGCUAGUCCCUUUGGUGAUUUCACCGGUUCCAAUUGUAAUAGUGCGUGCGUUAACGCUGGGAAGACUCUUGCUAAUUCUUGUGCAAAAGAACUCCAAGACACUACCGACUACGUGAGUUAUGUGAAAUGCUUCUGUAAUCAAAAUAGUGGCUUCUGGGACAAUGUGGCCAAGUGUGAUUGUGCUGAUGGUGCCAAUUCAGGUUUAACGGGUAGCGAACUUAGAGCGCAAAUUUGUGAAGAUUCGGGAAUUUUCUCUGCGUUGUCUGAGUUUUCAGAUCUUAGCAUCAAUUUCAGUCUUACUGAUUCUCUAGAUCUUACUGCCACAAACGAAAACACAGAUGCUACAGAAACCAAUGAAACUGAUGACUCUGACACUGACUCUGACACUGGCACUGGCACUGCUGAGGACACUGACACUGGCACUUCUGGAAGUGGUACCGCUAAGUCUUCGGGAAGUGGAACAAAAGACAGUUCUGGUAGUGGAACAACUACUAGCACUGGCACAUCUGCUACAUCUGGAAGCACUACAACUACUAGAACGACUGGCACGUCUGCUACUUCUGAAAGCGAGACUUCGGCAACCACCAACGGAGCUAAAGGUCUCACCUGCGGAAUUCUGUUGUACUUAUUGGCUCUUUUUAUUUUGUGA
This is a messenger RNA of Scheffersomyces stipitis CBS 6054, 711 nucleotides long. RefSeq lists its product as uncharacterized. NCBI's taxonomy places the organism in Eukaryota, Fungi, Ascomycota, Pichiomycetes, Serinales, Debaryomycetaceae. The coding region runs from base 1 to 711 and encodes 236 amino acids. The transcript has a single exon. The record is from RefSeq and is a predicted model, not a curated record.